This is a messenger RNA of Lymnaea stagnalis (great pond snail), 2032 nucleotides long. NCBI's taxonomy places the organism in Eukaryota, Metazoa, Mollusca, Gastropoda, Lymnaeidae. The record is from the annotation of a GenBank genome assembly.
AUGGAAGAAGAAUCCAUCUAUGAUUUGGAUCCAACAACCGUUACCGGAUAUACGUCAUGUUCUGAAUGGUGGAAUGGAGCUGAGGCCGGGGAAGCAGCACCACCACCUGCAGGCGCCGCCGUUGCUGCGGUAGAGAGUAGGAACACUAUAGCAUCUCUCGCAGAUGAGGUAUUUAGAACUGUGCAGCAUUUUUGAUGGCGUACCUUGCAUUGCAAUGGGGCAGUGGUCGGAAAACUCCUUAGUCAAAAAAGCAAAAAAUUUAGCAGCAGGACGAUUAAAAUUUUUGUAAGACAAAUUUCUUUUCAAGAACCUGUCAAGAACCAUGGGGGUUUUUUCGGAUUCAAAACAGAUUUGUGGCUGACUGGCCGAGCCACACUUAGGUCACAAAAGAGCAGCAUGCGGCUCGAGAGCCGCGAUUUGCCGAGCACUGCUAUAGGGCAUUUUGGCAUUUCAUUGAGUCACCGUACAUUGCAAUAGGGUAUUGUGAGAUCUCAAUGAGCCACCUUACAUUCUAAUUAUAGCAUUAUGGCAUUUCCCCCAAGACACCUUACAGUACAAUAGACCACGCUUUCAUAAUCCAUGGGUCGGAUUGAGUUUUCUCUAGGAUCGCCAGGUCACAAUCCUCCCUUAAACAUUGGGGAAACUGAACUAAGGAAUAUUGUGUAAUCUCACUUAGGCACCUUGCUUUGCAAUAGAACAUUAAGCGCCUUUCUUCAAGGUACCUUUCGUUCUUCAAAGAUUACUUUUUAUCAUGCCAUGGUUCAUUAAAUAACGCCUUUGCUGUGUUGCUUGGGAGAUCGAACUGUUCAUUAAAUAACGCCUUUGCUGUGUUGCUUGGGAGAUCGAACUGUUCAUUAAAUAACGCCUUUGCUGUGUUGCUUGGGAGAUCGAACUGUUCAAUACAUAACACCUUUGCUGUGUUGCUUGGGAGAUCGAACUACUCAUUACAUAACGCCUUUACUGUUUUGCUUGAUAGAUAGAACUACUCAUUAAAUUGCCCCUUUACUGCGUGUUGAUCGAACUUUAAAUUCGUCUUCUUUUCAUUUGAUUUUCAUUUCAGUUUCACGAGACACCAGCGCUUGUAAACUCCGAAGGAAACAACUUCCACGAGAAACGUCUUCAGGAGGAACGUCUUCGGGCUGUUCACCAACUCACGGACGUCCUUGAACCAAACACAAACCUAGAUGCCAGCACAGCGAGGGGAGGAGAUGGUGAGUGCGAUGUGAACCUCGGCGAAGAUAUCAAUCUGGAGUCCACAUCGGCAGAAGUCGGUUGGGUUUCUCCCGAAGGAGAAAAAAUUAAUUCGGCGGAGGACCAGGCUGAUAGCAGCUCGGUAACCAACUCGGCGAAAUGCAAGAAAAAGAGCAAAGGCCGCGUGACGUUCAAGGAGCCCGUGGCCUACACUGCCAGUUCCGAGUACGACUUCGGAACGUUCUUCAUUCAAAAAAGCUCUCAAGAAAAUGGCAGCCUCCCUGUUAAUCGCUCGGGAUAUAGUUUGACUCAAGGUGUUUCGCAAUCCACCCUUGUCAGAGCCAAAUCUGAAUCCACAUUGGACAAUGUCAGAGAUUGGGAAUUUUUGGCCUAUCAAGAUUACUUACAGAAUUUUCCCGAACCACUUCAAAGCCUCGGGGGGUCGACGCUGGAAAUGACGAGUAGGAAAAGUCGUUCCAGAGUCUUUUCUACGUCACACAUGGUGGCGCUGUCUGAAAAGAGCUUGCUUCCUUGUGUGCCGAAGGAGGUUACUUCAUUUGAUCUAAAGUCACAGCCGAUCGCAAGCAGGGAGCCUAUCUCUCAUAGUUCAUAUUCUAACGGAGAAGUUGAAUUUAUAUCUUGCAGUGUUCAGUUAAAGUCCGCAGAUCUGAGAGGCGUUGAACUGCCUGAUGCAGCUAAAGAACAUUGUGAUGAUUCCGAAAACACGUCCAAACUUUCACUCCUCAAAUCUUUGUCGUCUGCCACCGUAGUCUCCGACUUCGCACAGUGCGACGCGGACGAGUUCGAUGUGUCACCGCAGGUUGAUAGCUUUGAGUGUCAA